UCAUUAUAUGAACUUUCUCUAACGUGUUCAGUCUAUGUGUGCUUACUUUAUAGUACAUUUAUAGUACAUUAUCUACCUUCUUCACUCUAUAUGUGCUUACUUAAUAGUUCUGAUGAAAACAGACCCAGGAAACCUUUUACCAACACAGAAAGGAGGAAAUUGUUUAAAACUAUCAAAAUGGAUAGAUGUCCGUUAACAGGCGAUAGACGAAAUAACGAAUCACCAAAUCUGGGUUUAAACCACUUGCUUUUUGUCAGGGAGCAUAACCGAUUAUCUACAAAACUUCACGAGCUAAAUCCAUGUUGGAGAAAUGAAAAGGUUUUCCAAGAAACUCGUCGAAUUAUCAUAGCGCAAGUUCAACAUAUAACGUAUAAUCAUUUUCUACCACUUGUUGUUAACCAUGAUACAAUGAGACGAUUUAACUUAUCCUCUAAAACAAAUGGUUUUGAUCAUGUUUAUGAUGACAGUGUUGAUGCAUCUUGUCUCAAUAGUUUUGGAGUAGCUCCGUGGCGUUAUGGACACUCGCAGGUAAUGGCUGAACAAUCCGAAUUAAAAAAUGAUUUCAAAACUAUAUGCAAACAUAAAGUAGAAGAUAAUUUAUUAAGUCCUCAUUUAUGGCAAUACAGCUAUGGAAAACAUGUCACAAGUCUUUCAAGAUGGCUUGCAACGAAACCAGCAUUAAAAAUUGACAAUUUCCUAGUUGAGGGAUUACGUGACAAACUAUUCUAUAUCACAACACCACCAGGUUCAGAUCUGUUUUCUUUGAAUAUACAACGAGGACGUGAUCAAGGUGUUCCUGCUUACAAUGAAUGGAGGAAAUUCUGUGGACUAAGAAAAUUCAGAAGUUUUGACGACUUUGGAAAAUUUGGCUCGAAUCUUUCAUUAGUAUAUAAGACAGUAGAUGAUGUUGAUUUGUUUAUUGGGGGUCUUUUAGAAGAAGGCGAGAACGGCAGUGUUGGACCUACUUUUUCAUGUAUUAUUGGCAUUCAGUUUCACCGUUUCAAAGCUGGAGACCGAUACUGGUAUGAAUCAUCUGAUCCAGAUUUUGCAUUCACAAUAGAUCAGCUGAACUCUUUAAAAUCUGCUUCAUUAUUGUCCAAAGUAUACUGCACAAAUUUAGGAUUAAAUGAAAUACAAGACAAUAUAUUCAUGAUCCCAUCUUUAAAGAAUCCAGUGUCUUACUGUAGAGACCUUCCCGAUAUAAGCCUGUACUUAUGGAGAGACAAAACAUGUGUGUAUGGACCACAUCCCUUGGCGAAAAGGUACUAAUUGACAUCUAACCGAUGACAAUAGCUCAAAGGAAGUGAAUGAAUAAUUCAAAGAUUAAAUUCAAGAAUUGUACAGUUUUUAUUCAACGAACAUAUUGUCUUGCUUUUAGUUCACUUGUGGAUUCUAUUCAUAUGGAAAAACACAAUAAAUUUAUUAGAAUGGACUGUUUAAAUAUGAAAUAAGUAUUUGCAAUACGAUGAUUAACGAAGGUAAAUCAUAACCAAGAAAUAAAAAU
Mytilus californianus (California mussel) is the source of this 1504-nucleotide messenger RNA. Its product is annotated as myeloperoxidase-like. Gene Ontology annotation, molecular function: heme binding; peroxidase activity. The coding region runs from base 91 to 1269 and encodes 392 amino acids. Gene Ontology annotation, biological process: response to oxidative stress. The transcript is spliced from 6 exons. NCBI's taxonomy places the organism in Eukaryota, Metazoa, Mollusca, Bivalvia, Mytilida, Mytilidae. The record is from RefSeq and is a predicted model, not a curated record.